Messenger RNA from Linderina pennispora, 1296 nucleotides. RefSeq names its product poly A polymerase C-terminal region-like protein. Lineage: Eukaryota; Fungi; Kickxellomycota; Kickxellomycetes; Kickxellales; Kickxellaceae. Gene Ontology annotation, molecular function: ATP:3'-cytidine-cytidine-tRNA adenylyltransferase activity; RNA binding. The transcript has a single exon. Gene Ontology annotation, biological process: tRNA 3'-terminal CCA addition. The record is from RefSeq and is a predicted model, not a curated record. Bases 1 to 1296 code for a protein of 431 amino acids.
AUGUCGGGAUUCGACCUGGCACAGCACGUCAACCAGUACCUGAAGGACAACAACUACCCGGUGCACUCAAUUGCAAAGAUCAGCCAGAAUCCGGAGCGAUCGAAGCAUCUAGAGACGGCGACAACGAGUGUACUUGACCAGCUGGUCGACUUUGUCAACCUGCGCAGCGAGACGUACAAUAGUGAUAGCCGCAUUCCCGCAAUUGAGUUUGGCACACCCACCGAGGACGCGUACAGACGGGACAUCACUAUCAACGCACUGUUCUACAAUAUCCACUCGCGGGAGGUCGAGGAUUUCACAGGCAAGGGGCUGGAGGACCUGAAGAAUGGCAUCGUUCGGACGCCGCUGGCGCCAUUCGAGACAUUCCGGGACGAUCCGCUGCGGGUGCUGCGCGUAAUUCGGUUUGCCAGCAGAUUUGGGUACGAGAUCGAGGAGGGCACAGCGGAGGCGCUGAGCCGCCAGGAGAUCAAGAAUGACUUGGAUGUAAAGAUCAGCCGCGAGCGGGUCGGUGUCGAGUUGGAGAAGAUGGCGGCAGGGCCAAAUCCGCUGCUGUCGAUCCAGAUGCUGCUGCGGUUUGGGCUCUAUAAGAAUGUAUUCCGGGCGCCGCCGCAGGACAUGUGGGUUGCCGGCCUGAUGGGAGACAUUGCAGUAUCGGAAACGCUGACAAAGUGUGUGCUGGACAUUGUGGAAAGGAGCACGGAGAUCCUGCGUGGCGUUCCCAGCGCAUAUGACAUUGGCCCGAUCGCUCGCCGCCAUCUGGUCCUGGCCGCAUACAUGUACCCGUACCGUGGCAUCACCGCCAAGGACAAGAAGAAGGUGCUGCCUGCUGCACAUCUGGUGAUCCGCGAUGGCAUCAAGCUGUCCAACACCGACGUGGACGCAACCCUGUGCAUGCACAGCUUUGCACCGAAAAUCUCUGACCUCGUCAGCCGCUGCGUCGCUGGCACGCUUGACCGCAAGACCCUGGGCCUGCAGAUCCGCGAAGUCGGCUCUCGGUGGUCGAUGGCUGUGGCAUUCUCGGCUGCUGUCGAGCUGCUUGAUGGACGGCCGCUCGAUGAAGUCGCUGGAAGAUUCACCAUGUACACAAAGAUGGCUGUCGACCAGGGCCUUGUGGAGGCAUUCAAAGAGAAGCACAUUGUCGAUGGCAAGAGCGCUGCCAAGCUGCUGGGCAUCAGGCCUGGCCCGGCGAUCAAGGGCAUCCUAGAGCAAGUCAUGGAGUGGCAGCUGGAAUUCCCCUCAGGAACGAAGCAGGAGUGCGAGGCAUUCAUUCUAGAGAACAGACACAGGUUCCAAUAG